This is a messenger RNA of Trichogramma pretiosum, 2345 nucleotides long. Its product is annotated as choline transporter-like protein 2. NCBI's taxonomy places the organism in Eukaryota, Metazoa, Arthropoda, Insecta, Hymenoptera, Trichogrammatidae. Gene Ontology annotation, molecular function: transmembrane transporter activity. Gene Ontology annotation, biological process: transmembrane transport. The record is from RefSeq and is a predicted model, not a curated record. The transcript is spliced from 8 exons. Gene Ontology annotation, cellular component: membrane. The coding region runs from base 371 to 1975 and encodes 534 amino acids.
AAAUCGCGCGCGGCAAAAGUCGCUUUGCACGAACACGUCGUGUGUGUAGUAGCGAUCGGUGGACGGACGGAACACAAGCACACCGGCACUCAUCACGGAUACUUGUACCGCGGCUUUUAUUUGGGGAUUACCACUGGAAGGAUUCACAUCGAGCGGCGAGGCUUUUCUUACGAUUUUGCGUUUUUCGUUUCUAAAUUUGAGUGUAAAGCAAAUUUCAUUUCGUUAUUAAUCGUUCGCGAUAGUUGUUUUAAACAAUAUACAGUAAAAAAGUCGGUUGAAGAAACACCUACGCUCUGAAGAAUUUCGAUUGUUUUUCGUGCGACUGAGGGAUUUUUUGCUGACAAAGAAAAUCCACGAGCCGUUAUACAAUAUGAUGAUGGACCCCACAGGUGAUCAAGUCGAAUUAAUCGGCAAAAAAUACGAAUAUGAUCCUUCGAUGAAGCUGCCUUUAGAGAGGCAGCGUACUCGGACUGAUUUUCCGUUUCUUGUGACUCUCGGGAUUUAUUUUACUGUUGGACUAGCUAUUGCGAUUUAUGCCUACUCUGCUGGUAGUUUAGGACAUCCAUCUACUAAUUCAAACAAAAUUUUAUCUACAAACUUUGGAUCUACAUCUCAUGUAGAAAAUAAGGAGAACUAUAAUACUGGUUCAAGUGAUAAUUUUGGUAGUAUUCAUGUCAGAGGCAGAAGUCAUAUAUAUAUAAGAACAGUUCGUUCUUUGUCAUCGAACCCAAUAACCGAAACUCCUGCGGACAUCAUACGAACAGUAAAUGAAGCAGGUGGUGCCAUAUUUGGACUCAAUGUGCUAGGAAUUUUAUUGGCUUUAGCAUACAUCAUUCUACUGCGAUACCAUGCUAAAUUUGUAGUUUAUUCUGUUAUUGGCCUCAUUUUUCUUGCAGUAGUUGCAGUAUUUAGUUUUUGCACCUACUCAUAUAUAUUACAUGAGACAAGUUGGGAACUUCUACUCGCUAUAUUCAGUUUCAUUAUUUUCCUAAUCAUAUUAGUAAUUUUCUUAGUCCUGCGUAAAAAAAUUGUGAUUGCCUGUGAAGUUAUCAAGUACUCGAGCAAGGCUGUAUUAUUUUUUCCAUCGACCCUUCUAUUUCCAAUUCUGCCUUACAUUCUUUACAUAUCAACAUUUGCUUUUUGUACAUCUGUUGACUUUUACUUGAGCAUGGUAACUUCUGGUCUCCAUGGGACAUCUCCACCUCACACCAAAUUGUUCCGUUUCAUUAAUUUAUUUGGAUUCUUAUGGUAUACCAGCUUCGUAACAGGAUUUACGCAGAUGGUUCUUUCUGGGGGUUUUGUGACUUGGUAUUGGGCUAGAAACAAAAGUGAUGUACCCAAAAACACUAUUAUUAAAUCUAUGAAAAUAACAUCCAAGUAUCAUCUUGGAACUAUUGCUCUUGGAUCAUUGAUUGUCGCACUUUGUCAAGUUAUUAAUAUGAUGAUUGAAACUUUACGUAAAAUAUUCAAAGGACGCUGUAGUCCUAUUGCUUGGCUGUGCUGUUGUGGAUGGGGAUGUGGAUGCGGGUUUUCCUGUUUCAGAACUUUAUUCAAAAUUUUGGAAAAAGUCAUGAAUUUGAUCAACACUAAUGCUUACAUUAUGAGCAUCACUCAUGGUACUGACUUCAUAAGAUCAGCUAAGGAUGCAUUUUAUCUUCUGAUGAGAAACAUUGUAAAAUGCAUUGUCAUUUAUAAGAUUACGGAUGCAAUCUUGUUCAUUGGAACCUUAUUGAAUUGUAUUAUUUCAUUAUUGAUUGUGUUUGCAUCAUAUGGAUAUAACGAUAAAUUUUGGAUUGUUGGAACAGUAAUCGUAGUAUGUAAUAUAUUGAUAUCAUUGUCAUUCUUUAUGGUACUUAGAACAGCUAUUAACACUAUUUUCCUUGCUGUACUAGAAGAUUUUGAACGAAAUGACGGCACUGAAGCCAGACCUUAUUUUAUGAAUAAUAGAUUGAAACAAUUAUUGUUAACAGAGUAGACGUAAUUUAAUUUUCUUUUCUUUUUUUCUUUUUUGUUAAUUAUAAGGAUUAUUUUCAUUUAUAUUAUUGUGAUGAAACUAAAGUAUUAUGGAAGUCUUCAGAAACAAUACUUUUUCUAGAACUAAUAACAUAGAAUUAUGUUUUUAAGGAUUAUUGAAAUUUGUAAUGACUAUAUUACAAAAUUAUUGUUUCAUUUUUCAUAUUUUGUAUACUUUCUUAUAAAAGUCAUAUUUUCCUACGAUAACAUCUAACUUAUAGUAAGCAACAAGUUGCAAGGCAAAGCUUUGAACUUGUGGUGCACAUUAGGGUUACUUAUUUUUGUACUUGCUAAAUUCUGAACUGAAUAAAAUGUAAUUUUUUCUUAGAGAA